Messenger RNA from Symbiodinium sp. CCMP2592, 2016 nucleotides. Lineage: Eukaryota; Dinophyceae; Suessiales; Symbiodiniaceae. The record is from the annotation of a GenBank genome assembly.
AUGGUGCAACCUCUCACUGAGCACAUCUUGGAGAACUUAGAGCGCGUGGGUUUGUCGACUGCCAAAGCUGCAGUCCCCCUGCGGCGCCCGGCGAAGGCGGCGACCUCAACGCCACGCAGUGAUGCUCCCACGCCCAAGCAGAGACCUUCCACCCCGGGAGGCACCCCCCGGGUGCUCAUCAACGGCACCCCGCGAGACAGAGAUCGCACACCACGCGAAGGCAGCGCGCCGGCCAACGGCAGCAAUCCCCGCUUCCUGCAGCUUUUCCAGGACUCUGUACAAAAGAAGUACCGCCUCUACCGGCUCAAGCAGCAGGUUGAGCGAGACCAAGAGCAGAGGACACAGGCCAGUGCGCAGGUAGCGCCGGGCACCACCCGCUAUGCUGCUUGGCAGCGGCGGGGGGACACCGCAGCCCUUGGAGAGAGGCUCCACAAUGACGCGGCCAAAAGGGCCUUGAAGAUGCGUCAUUUGCAGGAGAUGGUGGAGGAGGAGCGAAGGAUGCAAGAGCAGCAAGAAGCCACGUUCCGCCCCGCUAUCGAGGUCUCACAGCGCAGAUGCCAAGGGACAUCCAGGUCUCUUCAAGACCCAGAGGGCCUGAAAAAGAGGAUGAAGAUGCAGAGGUUGCGCAACAUGCAAGAGAAGGCGGAGCUUGAUGGCUGCACCUUCAAGCCGGAGAUCGACCAAAAGUCCGAAGAGCUGAUAAGCCAGCGUUUGGCGCGGCUGAAGAUCACGGGGACCCUGUACGACUCUCUCUACGAGGAUGCCAUUCGAAGACGCGAACGGCAGCUGGAGUCGUUGCGGGCACUGCCUCCUGGCGUGACGUUCCAGCCCGAUAUCGGCAUGGACCACUACCGGCCUCCCAAUGACGAGACGAAGGAGGACUUCCUCAACCGAUUAGCCUACUCAAAGAGCUACUCGGAGAGGUGGCUCUCCCUGCGGCGUCAGUCGCAAGAGAAUGGCUUCCGGUCAAAGGACCGGGAGCAGCCCGAGUUCCACCCACAGACAGGGAGAGGCCCGCUGGUGGAGCGAAACAGGGCCGGCCUUCCAAUCGGCGACUUUUUGUACGAGUUUGGUCGGGGCAAAGCAACCUCGGUCACUGCGCAGGUGCCACAGGACCCCGACCAGUCGCCAGCUCCCAAAAUGGGUGAUAACUCAAGACAGCUCUUCGAGGAGACAAAGAGACGGUCCUACCGGCAUCUCUUCGACAGCUUGACGGCGAAGGAUCCCGAGGGCCAGCUGGCAGCGGACACGAUCACCUUGGACGGUCAGGAUGCAGACUUGUGCGAGUUCCUGCGGCCCUUGGUGUCUUUCUUGGAGGCCACGGGCAAGCGCAUAGAUUUCUCUGCCUUCGGUGCUGCUAUGGACCUCCACCGUCAGCAGGCCGUCACGCCUACAGCCCACCUCUUCGCGCGGAAUGCGGCUAAGAACGGCAAGGUGAAGGGCGAUGAGGAGCCACCGGUCCCCAGGAUCGAUCACAACAGCCAUCGUCUUGCUGCCCGGCAUAGAUCCCGCAGUGUGCCAGUUUACGAGCAACUCCACCGCGAACGCGACAUCAGAGAUGCGCGCAUGGAGGAGCGUCGGCUUAUGGCAGAAGAGCAGGAACUGCAGGAGUGCACUUUCCGGCCAAAGUUGCGAAGCCGCAGUGCCGGGAACCUCUCUCGCCUCCCUAGCCCCCGCGGUCACACCAGACUCUUCGGAGAGUUUGCCCGGAGCGCCUCCCUGCAGAGAGACGGCAUCAUGUCGCCUCGGGGAGGACCUGGCGUCCAGUCCAGGGUACCUCCAAGGACGCCGAGAGGCCCCGGUCUUCCCGGAGGGCCGGGACCCAUCUCCAAGGGGACAGGGGAGGCUAUGCCCAAGCUGCCGCGACCUGGUACCCCACGGACAGCAUUAGCGACGGCUUUGCCACCCUCCACCCCUCCUGGCCCGCACGUUCCGGCGCCUUCACCAGGCCAAGGACCAGAGACGGAAGUGCCGCAAUAUGCGACAGCGGAGGCUGGCACGGAUCCUUCGCAAUGA